AUGUCGGCGGAUCUCUUCGCUGAGUUUGGGGCCGACCCUCCUCCCAGCCAGCAGCAACAGUCAGUAGCACCUGCGAAGCCCGGCCCGCCCGCGACAUCGGACUUUGGGUUCUUCAAUGACCUAACCAACAUCCCGGCCUCAGGCGGCUCAUCGCAGCAGCCACCGCCGACAAACCAUCUCCAGGGUCUUGUUUCUUCUUCGGUCCAAGGAAACGACACUGGUGACAACGAUGACUGGGGUGACUUUGAAGGCGGUUCUUCCUUCGAUCCAGCUCCCCUCAAAUCGCAAGAUCCAUUCGCAUUUGCUCCACCCCAAGCUUCACAGCCCCAGCCAAAUCUACGGAACAUUACCUCGAGCACCCAUGAUCCUUUUGCAUUUUCAUCACAACCAGCUUCGCAACCGCCAGGUCAGACAUGGCAACAAGCACCUGUUGUAAAAGCCAAGAAGUCUACAGAUCCGAGCGUACUAUUCGACGCAGAAGAUGAAUUCGACGAUGAAGACGACUUUGGUGAUUUUGAAGGUGAAGAAGAGGCAGCGAAAAAUACAGGAGCACCGGUCACAUCGUCCUCAGCACUUGCAGAUCUACUUGGAGAUAUGAGCGUAUCACAACCACAGCCUCCAAGUAGUAGCCAGCGAGAGGUAGGCAGUGAAAAAGUGUUACCAAAAGGCCAGGUAUCUGCAAAGAAGAAUAUCAAGGGUAGCUUUGGAACUGUACCCAAGGCAAAGCAGUCUGUGCCAAAGUCCGAACCGAUUUCACAACAAAAGGACGAUCAAGGGUGGGAUGAAUUCGACGACUGGGAGGCAUCCAUUCCAACACAGGCAGCACAGAAAGCACCCAGCAAAUCCAAAUCCAUCAAUACCGCUCCAAAACUUGGCUCAAGCAUUACGCCGCCACCAAUACUCUCCCCGACGACACCUGACCCGCAACCUGGCGAGCUGCCUCCUACCAAUGUGCCACCGCCUGGAGUUUUGUUGUCACUCUUUCCUUCGCUGUUCGCCGAAGCGCAAGAGAAACUUUUCAAACCCAUGGCAGCACAGCCUCUACCUAUGAGGAACAAAUUAAUGGCUGAGCCGGGCACGAUUGCUUACCUUCAGGGUUACCUGAUGUUGGCAAACGUAGCAGCGCACAUUAUUGCAGGUCGAAAACUGCGAUGGAAACGAGAUCAACACCUGUCUCAAGGCAUGCGGAUAGGGCCAGCGUCUUCGCGGGCAACUUCAGGGAUGAAACUAACGGGCAUCGACAAGGGGGAAAACAUGAAGGAAGAGAGAGAAGUGUCGGAUGUAGUGAGAAGCUGGAAAGAGCAAGUUGGGAGAUUGCGACAUGUUGUUUCUGGUGUCAAUCAAAUCAAAGCUGGCACUCUGGACCGCGGCCCAGAUCUGCAGGAAACCAUGCCAGUCAAGACACUGAAGCAGGCAGAAGGUGGCAUCCCUGCACGGCAGCCGUGUAUGUUGUGUGGGCUCAAAAGAGAGGAAAGAGUGACUGCAUCGGACCUGGCUACUGAUGACAGCUUUGGCGAGUGGUGGAUCGACCAAACCAACAUGCAUCGAGGCUGUAGGAACUUUUGGAACCAGCACAAAGAUACUCUUCGACAGCGAUGA
This is a messenger RNA of Bipolaris zeicola 26-R-13, 1599 nucleotides long. RefSeq lists its product as uncharacterized. The record is from RefSeq and is a predicted model, not a curated record. Lineage: Eukaryota; Fungi; Ascomycota; Dothideomycetes; Pleosporales; Pleosporaceae. The coding region runs from base 1 to 1599 and encodes 532 amino acids. The transcript is spliced from 2 exons.